Molecule: messenger RNA, 792 nt
Organism: Nematocida ausubeli
Lineage: Eukaryota; Fungi; Microsporidia
Exons: 1
Coding region: 1-792 (263 amino acids)
Source: RefSeq, a predicted model, not a curated record
AUGCAUUUUAUUAUUCUUUUCCUCUUGCCUUUCAUUCUAUGCGAUAGUAGUGAUGACAGUUGUAAGACUGCUUCUGAGAUAUCGAUUUUUGCUGAGAAGCUGCACAGCCCUUCUCAAUUUCUUUUCGUGUUUGCUGUAUUUGGGAUUCUCAUUAUGAUAAUUACACUUGGGCUCUUGGUGUGCGUGUACUUUGACUUCUUUAACUACGAAUGGCCAAAUAAACUUUUGUACGGCGAAUUUGCAGCCAAUGACAAUUCGUGCAGUGCAGUGUUUUCCAUAAAGAAGCCGUUUUGCACCGUUGCAGACACAGACGUAACAUACCAAAACAUAAUGCAUCACAACAAGCUAAAGCUGCCUCUGUGCAGAAGCCUCACAGAAAAGCCCAUAGAAGAGGUUCCUAGUUUUAUUUACAACUCAAUUAUGGCGCAGCUUAUAAAAAAUGGGCAUGAUACAGAGUUUCUUGGUUCUUCUAGUCGAUCCGAUGCUUUUCUUUCAAAACUUGUAGUUGUAGGAACAGAAAACAUGUGCAACAAAACGUUGGCAGCAAAAAGUAGUUUGGGCCAGGAGGUGGACCCACAGGAUCUUAUUAAACAGCAGUGUGCAAUAAUAGCAUGGAUACUUGACGUGAUAAACAACAAAGUAGAAGGAUAUGAGAUUCUUCGCGAUGCCGUUCUACUCUCUGUUAAUGAAGUAGUAAGUAAGUAUGCACCAGAUUCGCUUGAGACAUCAGUAGAUAUGAAGCUAGCAGAAAAGUCAGCUGAAGCUCUUCGUGCUCUAGUCAAUCGCCACUAA